GGAGCUUCCGGGGGGGCGGGCGCACUUCCGGGGUCGUGCCCGCUGGCUUGUGGAGGCUGUGGGGUGUGUUGGGGAAUGCGGUCGGUGCCAUGUUCCUGACGGCUCUGCUCCUCCGCAAUCGCAUCCCCGGCAGGCAGUGGAUCGGGAAGCACCGGCGGCCGCGGGCCGUGUCCUUCCAAGCGAAGCAGAACAUGAUCCGCCGGCUGGAGAUCGAGGCAGAGAACCAGUACUGGCUGAGCACGCCCUACCUGUCGGCGGAGCAGGAGUACGGCCACGCGGCGGAGCGCAGGGCGGCGGCCUUCGAGGCCAUCAAGGCGGCCAAAAUGGCCAAGUUCCCCCCGCACAGGUUCGUGGCGGACCAGCUCGACCAUCUAAACGUCACCAAGAAGUGGGUCUGAUCCGGAGCCACGGAUUCACAGGGCGGCCACCCACCUCCUGACCCGAUUCUGGAACCUCUGAAGAGCGCUCACUUGAUAGCUUUUGGUGCAGGCUUAGUGAACAGCAGACAUGAGUGUGUGGUCUGCAUGUGGGGUGUAUGGGGCUCCAAACUCUAUAGCCCAGGCUCUGGCGUAGUGUUUCCUUUCCAUUACCCUAAUAGGAAGAUACAGGUAUUUCCUAGGCCACAGAAGAUACAAAGUGUAUUUUGGAUGAAAGUCUCAAAAAAACAAAAAAACUACGAACUGUGCUUAAGUAUGAGAUACUUGGUGGAGGCUUACCUUUCUUCAAAAAACAAUUGCCUAAACGAAAGUGGGAAAAAAUGAGCUUUUUCAGUUAAACAUACUCCUAAAAAUAGGAUUUUCUUUUGGGAUUGCUACUAAAAGUAGACAUUUACGUGAAGUAAAAGAUAUUCAUCAGAACUGCUACAUGAAGUUGUAUUUUUGAAAACCUCUUUUCGGGUACCUGGGUGGCCCAGUCGGUUAAGCCCUGCUGACUUGGUUUCCCCUGAGAUCCAGCCCGGCCUAGGGCUCCCUGCUGGGGGCAGAGAGGGUCUGCUUAAGAUUCUCUCUCCCUCUGCCCUUCCUGCCACCUCAAACAAAUCUUUAAAAAUAAAAAAAAAAAAAAGUUUUUAAAAAUA
Molecule: messenger RNA, 1075 nt
Organism: Nyctereutes procyonoides (raccoon dog)
Lineage: Eukaryota; Metazoa; Chordata; Mammalia; Carnivora; Canidae
Gene: MRPL57
Product: mitochondrial ribosomal protein L57
Exons: 2
Coding region: 90-398 (102 amino acids)
Biological process (GO): mitochondrial translation
Cellular component (GO): mitochondrial ribosome
Molecular function (GO): structural constituent of ribosome
Source: RefSeq, a predicted model, not a curated record